AUGGGACAUUUACUCCAAGCACUUCAAGUCAUGCUUGUUGGUUCCUGGUUAGAGCAAGAAGGGCUUUUUUUGAUGUGUUCCUCCACAGUUUCAAAGACUUUUUCACCAAUAAUCUUGUUGUUAUGUUUACCUACUAUCUCCAACACUUUUUGGCAUUUCAUGCAAACUUUGGGCUUUUCUAUUUGGGAUGGAACUUGGUUUUUGCAAGUAGAACAGCGUUUAUUAAGUGAUAAAAACCAGCAAGUAAAUGAAUUAAAUAGGCAGUUGAAUGAGGCUAAUAAUAGAAAUAAUGGACUUGAAAGAGGAAUAAGAGAAAUUGAGGAGAAACUAAACAAUCGUCCUAAUAUUACUAACGAGCAAUGGAAUAAUACUCGGCAGCAACUUAAUAACAUUCAACAAGAAAAAAAUAAUCUCCAAUCUCAAUUGGAUGAUACUAGAAGAGAAAGGGAUAAUUAUAAGAGAGAAUUAGAUGAUGUUAUUAUUUGCGAUUGUGGUUGUAAAUUUUGCCCUUAUAAUGAAGAGGAGAAAGCAAAGCGGGAAUAUGAGGAAAUGAUAAAUAAAAACACCAACAACACCCGCUCCACUCCACCCAAAAGACGCAAAACUUAUACUCCUCCAAGACCACACCAACCUACUAACUCUAAUACUCCCCACCAAUAUAAUCCUGAUCCAAAUAAAGAAAAAGAAGAAAAUAAUCCUAAUUCACCAAACCCAGAAGAACAGCCAGAAGUAGAAGGACUAUUACAAACAGUAAUCGCUGCUGAAAGUUUAGUUAAAGAAAAUAAAUCUGAUCCUGAAAUCUUAUCUAAACUUAUUACUGAAAGAGAUAACAAUACCCUUCUUUAUCAAAUUAUCAAUCAAGAAGGAAGACUUGAUAAAGUAAUCAAUGAAUUAGAGAGUAUUGAAAAAGCAGGAGACAAGAAAAUUAGGAAGAUAAAGGAGGGACCGAAGGAAGAAAUUAUUGAAGAGUUAAAAGGAAUUAAGCGUACCACUGGUCAGCAUCCUGGUGGUUUACUUAUUACUUUACCUAACACUGAUAUUCAAAGAUACACUCCUUUAAACUAUCCAGCAGAUAACCGGCAAUCUGAAUGGAUGACUACUCACUUUGAAUAUAGUUUUUUAUCUGAAAUAUUUCUUAAAGUUGAUAUUUUAGGGCAUGAUGAGCCCACGGUAUUACAAAAACUGUUUCAGUUGACAGAAGUUGACCCAAAUAAAAUUUCUUUUCAUGAUGAAAAUAUAAUGAAAAUUUUUACUACUGCCGAUACCUUAGGAAUACCAGAAUUCGGAACCGACUUUGUUAGAAGAAAUUUGUUAACUCCCUUAAAGCCAAAUAAAUUUUCUCAAUUAGUUCAAAUUUCAGGUUUCUCACAUGGAACUAAUUUGACGGCUAAAGAAAAAGGAUUAUUGUUUACUUUGAAAGUUAUUUUAGAAAUGGAAUUAAAAGGGUUAGAAAAAUUGGCCGAGAAAAUUAUUGCUUAUCGGCAAGAGAAGGGAAAAAUUAGUAGUAACUGGAAGGAAGAAUUAACUAGUUUAUUGAAUGUUAAUCAUAUCCAGCAAUUAGAAAAUUUAGCCAAGAUUAAAGAUAGCGAAAUACAAGUUGACAAAAAAUUAGAAGCCAUUCGCGAGCAUUUAAAAAACCCUUUCCAAGGCAAAGUUAGAUUUCGGGAAAAAACUCCUGAGCAAAUUAGUAAAGAGAGAUACGAUAAAGAUAAGGUGGAGGUAGUCAAGUUGGAAGGGACGGAUUAUCAAGAGGCAGUCGAAGCAAUUUUUAAUCAUGUAAAAAAAAAUGGAGAAAUUAUUUAUCCGAAUUUUAAAGCAGUAAGGAUAAACGAUUUGGAGAAUUUAAAGAGGUUAAAUAGUGAAAAAAAUUUAAUCCCCUUUCCAUCGGUAAAAAAGCCAAAAGAAAAACAUACUUCCACCUUAAUUUUUCUUCAUGGCACUUAUGGAGCCGGCUCAUUAGAUGGGAUGGCUGAAAAAAUUCCUGGUUUGAAGUUAAUGGAAGCAGAUGUUCCUAAAGCAUAUAAUCUUUAUAAUAUUUCACGCCAGAAAAAUUUUGAAGAGGCUGACAAAAUAAUUCAUUUAGACUAUUGUCAACUAAUGCGAGCAGUGAAUUGUGUUAACGAAAUUAUUGAGCAGGAAAUCAGGGCUGGCAUUCCUCCGAAAAAAAUUUUUAUUUCUGGUUAUUCCCAAGGUGGUUUGCUAACUUUGGCAGUGGCUUUGACUUCUCAACAUAAAUUAGGCGGUUUUAUUCCGCUUUGCGGUCUUUUACCUCGCUGGGAUAAGUUACUGGUUAAUCCUUCUACUAAAAAUAAAGAAACUCCUUGUUUAAUUAUAAAUAAUUCAGGUGAUGAAUGGGUUCCCUUUUGA
Messenger RNA from Entrophospora candida, 2367 nucleotides. The record is from the annotation of a GenBank genome assembly. Lineage: Eukaryota; Fungi; Glomeromycota; Glomeromycetes; Entrophosporales; Entrophosporaceae.